AAACCACCGAAGUAGUUUUCCGAUGAUCGUCUUAUCAAAUAUACAACAAGCCAUGCAUGCUUCUUUUAAGGACCGAGACUAAUAUUUGCUACACAUAUUUCGUGUGAUCCCGUUUAUUUUAUACAUGAUUUCACUCAUCACUGUUCCUGCGUCUCUUCUUUUAGUUCCUCAACCAAUCUCAUUAACUUCUCUUCAUUCAAUGCUUGAAUUAUUGACGACCCGGGCGCCCCUCCCCUUGCCUGCAAAAUUAGGUGGCGCGUAGAGAGUUUAUUUGACAUAGAUGGAGAAGUCAUCUUGAUCAGGGAUUGCUAGAGUGGAUUCCUGUGGGAAAUUAAGUGAUCAUCGUGGCUUAAUUUCCUAUUUAUCUUUCAAAGACUCAACGACCUCUCAGGGCAUUUAUGGCUCUGCAUAUGCAUUAGAUUGUUCAAGAGAGAGAUGGUGCAAUAUUCCAAGAAACCAGUCUGGCCUUAAUAAUUGCUUUCAAUUCAUUUCACCUAUAAAUCCCCUCUCUGUCUCUCUCCACUCUGUACUACACCCUCACUUCCUUCUCUUGUUUAUAACUCUCCCGACCCCUCCUCCUUCUCUUCCUAAUUAUACAAUCGCCCAUUUCUUUCACCGGCCCAUACUUAAGUUUGCUUUCAUCAUGCACGAUAUUGCUAUGUAAUUAAUCUUGGUUUUUCUCUGUAUCAAGAUUUCUCACAUUUCAACUCCAGUCUUGUUAUUUUUAAGUCAUGGAUAUGUCUACAGCUCUACUUCUUUUUGCUGCUGUUACUACUUAUCUACUGUGGUUAACAUUCAUCUCGCGGUCACUAAAGGGCCCACGUGUGUAUCCCUUACUGGGCAGUCUUCCUGGCUUGAUCGAGAAUUGUGACCGCUUGCAUGACUGGAUCUACGACAACCUCCGCGCGUGUGGUGGUACGUACCAGACCUGCAUCUGUGCAAUUCCCUUUUUAGCCAAGAAGCAAGGCCUCGUGACUGUCACGUGCGACCCGAGAAAUAUAGAGCACCUCUUGAAGACCCGGUUCGACAAUUACCCAAAGGGACCCACAUGGCAAGCUGUGUUCCAUGACCUUCUUGGUGAAGGGAUCUUCAACUCUGACGGUGACACGUGGCUGUUCCAGCGUAAGACUGCCGCACUGGAGUUCACCACCAGGACUCUGCGCCAAGCCAUGGCUCGGUGGGUGAGUAGAGCCAUCAAGUUGAGGUUCUGCCCAGUCCUUGAAACAGCUCAGCUCAAAGGCGAGCAGGUUGAUCUCCAAGACUUGUUACUUCGGCUCACGUUUGACAACAUUUGUGGUUUGGCUUUUGGCAAGGAUCCGCAGACGUGCGCACCAGGGCUUCCUGAGAACAGCUUUGCUUCAGCUUUCGACCGAGCCACUGAAGCAUCACUUCAGAGAUUCAUUUUGCCAGAAGUUUUGUGGAAGCUGAAAAAAUGGCUUCGACUUGGCUUGGAAGUCAGCUUGAACAGAAGCUUAACCCAGCUUGACGAUUACCUGACCAGCGUUAUUGAUGCACGUAAGAAAGAGUUAUUGAAUCAACAAAAAGAUCGCAACAUUCCACAUGAUGAUUUGAUGUCAAGAUUCAUGAAGAAGAAGGAAUCCUACUCAGACACUUUCCUUCAACACGUAGCACUCAAUUUUAUCCUUGCUGGACGUGACACGUCAUCAGUGGCGUUGAGCUGGUUCUUUUGGCUCCUCACCCAAAAUCCAUCGGUGGAGGAGAAAAUCUUGCAUGAAAUUUGCACGGUCCUGAUCAAGACACGUGGUGAUGACGUGACAAAAUGGGUUGACGAGCCGUUAGGGUUCGAAGAAGUAGACAGUUUGAUAUAUCUAAAAGCAGCUUUAUCAGAAACCCUAAGGCUUUACCCUUCGGUGCCUCAGGACUCAAAGCAUGUAGUUGCCGACGAUGUGUUGCCGGAUGGUACAUUUGUGCCGGCGGGAUCUUCGGUUACCUAUUCUAUAUAUGCAUCUGGGAGAAUGAAGACCACAUGGGGCGAAGAUUGCUUGGAAUUCAAGCCAGAGCGGUGGUUGUCUUCUGAUGGGAAAAACUUCAUCAUGCAUGAUUCAUACAAGUUCGUGGCAUUCAAUGCAGGCCCUAGAAUAUGUUUAGGGAAAGACUUGGCUUAUCUUCAGAUGAAAUCGGUGGCGGCGGCGGUGCUGUUACGCCACCGUCUCUCAGUUGUUCAGGGUCACAAGGUGGAGCAAAAGAUGUCAUUAACAUUGUUCAUGAAACACGGGCUUAAAGUUAAUGUGCAUAAGAGGGAUCUGGAGGGUACCGCGGCAAGAAUAAUAAAGAAGGGUAAAGAAGGAGAGUCACGCCAGUUGCUGCAUGGGAAUAAUGAGGCAAUUGCCGUUAGAUAUAACGGUGGUGGGUGUAACGGCGCUAGUGAUAGUGCUGCUGGGAAGGGAGCGGUGGUUGGGGUUGUUUAAAGGAUUUGGUGGAUUUGGAGAUGUGUAUUUAAGAAGGUGAAGGUACUCCAUGUGAAGCAAGAGAGACAAAUUAAAGGGCAAAUAUUGCUUUCAUUUUCAUCAGGUGGGCCAUUUCUGAGUAAUGUUUCUCACAGGACGCAAGAGGGUAGAGCUUCUCCUAGCUAUCUAUAUAUAUACAAUAUUGUUAAUGGCGUAAUCAUCGAUCAUCGACUUUAUUAUUUAUAGCUUCAAAUUAAUUUAGCUUUCAUAAAAGAGAGAGAAUAGGGAGAGGGUAUUUUUAACCCAUCCGUACGUACUUGAAUUUUUACAAGUAGCUAGAGCAAACCUUUGAUUUGCAAAUUUUUAUAAUUAAGAUUCUUUAUGUUCUUGUUUGUAA
Molecule: messenger RNA, 2805 nt
Organism: Populus nigra (black poplar)
Lineage: Eukaryota; Viridiplantae; Streptophyta; Magnoliopsida; Malpighiales; Salicaceae
Product: cytochrome P450 86A8
Exons: 2
Coding region: 732-2429 (565 amino acids)
Molecular function (GO): monooxygenase activity; oxidoreductase activity, acting on paired donors, with incorporation or reduction of molecular oxygen; iron ion binding
Source: RefSeq, a predicted model, not a curated record